Molecule: messenger RNA, 3037 nt
Organism: Camponotus floridanus (Florida carpenter ant)
Lineage: Eukaryota; Metazoa; Arthropoda; Insecta; Hymenoptera; Formicidae
Exons: 8
Coding region: 581-2614 (677 amino acids)
Cellular component (GO): plasma membrane
Source: RefSeq, a predicted model, not a curated record
GCCAUAUGCGGUGGACCAUUUGUCAGCCCGCUCACAAAGGCCAAUAAUCUCGCGUGACACGUGUGCCUCUCCCCCGAGUAAAAAGCGUUACGUGUCGCGCCGCGUUCGUGGAAAAGUUCGUUUUCCCGCAUCGCGCGACACAGAAAUCUCACGAGCGUCCUUCGGUACGGAUUAUUGACGGGACGCGCGAUCCUGUGCGAAUAAUCGCAGUGCGUAAGAAUCGCUCUUUUUUUUAAUCGUCUUCCAAUAUAUUAAAUAUGUAAAUUCGAUUCAAACGUUUCGAAGAAGUGGUUAUCUGGUUAUCUCUCGAUCUCGGAGCAGAUUAAUCGGGAUUUAAAUUUGACAGAUUCGCGAAAUGUUUCCGCUAUUCUGCAGUUCGGUCCGAAACACGUGGUGCUCGCCGACGAAGAAGUUGCAAGGAAUUUAAAGUAUCUUGCGAUUCGAAAUACAUAAGACGCACCUCUCGACAGUCGCCUUUUAUGAAGGGCGGUGGGCCUUCACGAUGAAGAGCGGAAAAUGAGUAAAAUCGUAGGACGAGAGGGUGCAGGGAGGACGUGAAGUGGGACAAACUGCGGCGAAGAUGAGAUACGAAACUGCGCUGUACCUGCUCUCGUUGCUGAUCCUGUCGCUCAAUGAUCCUUCGUGGGCUUCCGCCGAGAUCAGAGGAUGUAAUCGCACUAUCAGAAAUUCGGUCGGCUGGAUUCGCUGGACAGGACGAAUGGGACGAUGCAUUGUGCGAAUCAGAGCGCCAAUAAGAGAUCCACAGGUGAUCGAGGUGAAGGUCAGGAGAUUACAGGUGGGUUUUCUGAAGGAGGCUCGAUGCGAGGGGGCGUAUUUUCAGUUCUCGGACAGCGCGGACGAUCCUGACGACGAGGCAGGUCGAUAUUGCGGCCACGUGACCGGGAAUGUUACGAGGCUGUUUCUGCGACGUGGCCCGGAUCUGACCAUCACCCUGUCGUCGGAUGCGCAUUUCGCGUCGGCGAACCCGGUCAUCUUCUCCGCUCAAUUUUCCAUCCUGCCGGCGCGCCUCGCGAUCGAACGUCAUCGCGGUUACUCAGCGUCCUCGUCGCCCACGUGUCCCAUGGAGUGCACCGUGCGCAACGAGCGGAGGUCCUGCAGACUGACCUCGCCGGGUUAUCCCAGCGUCUACCCACGUGGAAUUAGAUGCCGAAUCGCUUUGGAGUCGAGCGCCGGCCGCUUCAGGAUAGGCGGUCAGCCGGAGGACCUCUUCGACUUGAUGAACUACAGCGAUCAAGAGAGUUGUCAGAUGGAAGAUUGCGAGGACUCCGGAGAGGGAUACGCUCGAUCGUCGUUCUCGGCACUCGCGAGGGUAGCGAGGAGUCGGUAUCGUUUCCUAGAGGAUGAAUCUAUUAUCGGGGACGAUCGAUCGAGGAAGGAAGACGACUGUCGAACGAGACGCGGCGCGGAAACGAAUAGACAAUUAACGAGGCGGAGGCACUACGAGAAGAAAGCGACACGGUGGUACGGAGACAGGCAAUAUCAUCACAAAGAGCCGAAUAGGCCAGGCACGAGCGAGCCUUCGAGACUUCGCAUAAAAUCAAUGCGUUCGAAGAUAACGAGGCAGGACCAGCGGAGGGUCGCCCCGAACCGUUAUCUCAAUGGUGACUCUGAAAGGCCGAAUGAGACGUUCGGUAGCACGACGAUACUCAAGUACAAAUAUCCCGGAGAGGACCGGUCGUCGGAGAAUGUCACGUGUGACGGCGGCGACUACCUCGCGCUGCUGGAAAACGUGAACGGGAAGGUCCUCGAGAUCUCCAAGUUCUGCGGCAGCGGCCGAGUGCCGCGCAUCUAUUCGCGCGGGAGGAACGUAAUCCUGGAGUUUUUUGCCCGGAAGGACGGCACCGUGACGCACGACGGUUUCCAAGUGACCCUGCAGGAAGAGCGCGUCUCGCAAGAAACGAAACACGCGAGAUGCGAGUUCGUGUACAGGAGCUCCCGGCGUAACAGCAGGGAGAACAUCAGGUCCCCGCGGAGCUGGUAUCCGCCUAAUACCGUAUGCACUUACAAGUUUCUCGGUAGAACUACGGAAAGGGUCUCCGUUCACAUAAAGAUUCUCAGAAACGAGCUUGAGCACGAAAAAUCCGAGACCAAGCGAAACUUUAGCCUCAACCAUUGCCCAGGGAAUGAAAUCACUGUUUAUAACGGAGGGCAGGUGAACGGCAGCUUCCUGAUGUGGUCCUAUUGCGAUGUAUCUCACUGGGACAUCAACAACAUUCAAGUACCUUUGACGUCUAGUGGAAACGAAUUAUUGAUCCAGUACUACAGCGCCAAAGGGUCCUAUGAUGGUCAGGGAUUCACUUACGCUGUGUCCUACCGAUUUGUCAAAAAGGAGCAAAACUACACCGGUAUGAAGCGCAAAUAUAAAUCGAUCUCGUUGAGGCCCGUCAAUCUAUCUACUCUCAACCUCAAUGACACCGAUGCCGAUUACGAAUGCGACAAUAGAAUCGGGACGUUCAAAAAUUGGUUCGCGGUACUGAUGGUCUUUGGAGUGGUGUCCUUCGUCGGGGCUGUUGUCACGAUAGUCACCCUAACAGCCAAAUGCUUGAAGAUCAGAUCGGCCGAGAAGAAACUCUUGCAAAAUACAAAACAAUAAAAUCGAAAGGUUUCACGUUUUCCUUCUCCCUCUCUCUUUCUCUCGCCCUCCACCGAUUAAUAAUGCAACUAAAAGCGAUCUCAGGAAUUCGUUUGAGAGACGGAGAUACUGGAAAUCUUGAAACUUGAAAUCUCGCGUUGAAAUGGCAAAAAUAAAAUCCACUGAGGUCCCACCGAGACUUGAACUCGGAUCGCUGGAUUCAGAGUCCAGAGUGCUAACCAUUACACCAUGGGACCUUGGUACUUUUUCUACGAACAAUUAAAUGGCACAUGUAAAUAUUUGCGAAAAAAAUAUCACGAGAAGCUAUCGAGAGGCGAUUAGACGCGUCAACGACUCUCGAUAAAGAGACCAAUGUAAUAUCGUGUCAAGGUUUUCUUGACAUAUAUCACGACAAAAAAAACUUCCCUCUUCCUGAUAAAUGCA